AUGACCGCCUGCUCCACCUUAUGCUCGCCCACUACCUCCGAGGCCACUAGUAUCAGCAACUCUUCUCCGCCAACUCCUGUCCUUGAUAAUCUUGACUUCCUGCUCUCUUGUGGUAUGGCCUCUUCCACACCCAAAAGGUCGGUUGGAGAGUCUAUUCUCCGCCAGUAUGCCGAACAUUUAGAUCCCAUUGACGCCGACGGCCAAACACAUGCCGUGCGCAGUUUGGUCCACGCAGAGCCCGAUCCCGUGAACGAGAGACCCGUCAGCAGCGACAACGCGUCCUCCAACGAUCCUUCGAAAACCUCGUACAUCGCCCAUCACCCUACAGUCCCCGUGCCAAAGCCUCUGCUGCUGCCGAAGUCGCUGCUCACCCACCGCAAAAACCCAAAGUCAAUAGACAUACCCAGACAAACAAUCAUGAAGGCUCUGGUCUCACGGCGGCCUAGUGCGGGGCCUAAUACGGCACCGUUGGCCACGAACGCCGUCAAGACGGCCAUCACCGAGGCAGAAUUGGAGCAACAGAGAAGCUGCUCCGGGUCACCAUCAUUGUCAGCCACCCUGGCUAGCCUUCAAGCCAGCGCGCUGUCAAACAACUCGCCCACAUCGACGAGUUUUCUUCGGUCGCCAUGUUUCUUCCACCAGCGAUUUGACGGGGUUGUGGACAUCCAAAAGGUUCUGGAAGAGAUCGCGGACGAUGACUACUCGCAUUCGCGACUGAUGCAAACUGCCACAGGCGUAAGAGAGGUCUCCAAACAGUUGCAGCGCAAACCCCUGAAACGCGCUGUGCGCAAUGUCAUGAUUGUGACAAAGGCUCGAGACAACAGCCUCGUCUACCUGACACGUGAGCUUGCUGAAUGGCUGCUCUCCACGCCUCGGUAUGGGAGCGAGCUGGGCGUGAACGUCUAUGUGGAUGCCAAGCUCCGACAUUCGAAACGAUUUGACGCCGCUGGUUUGCUGGCGAAGGAACCUCGGUUCAGCAAGAUGUUGAAGUAUUGGACUCCGGAUUUGUGCUGGUCAUCACCGGAAAAGUUCGACCUGGUCCUCACCAUGGGAGGUGACGGAACUGUAUUGUUCACCUCAUGGCUAUUCCAGCGGGUAGUCCCUCCUGUGCUCUCCUUUUCACUGGGAAGCUUGGGGUUCUUGACAAAUUUUGAGUUCGACAAAUACAAAGAGCACCUUGAUCGGGUUAUGGGCGACGCCGGAAUGCGAGUCAACCUCCGUAUGCGAUUUACCUGCACUGUCUGGAGAGCCGAUCGGUCUCCCGGCGCUGUGAAGGGCGCUGUCGAAGAAGGCGAGCAGUUUGAAGUUUUGAACGAGCUUGUGAUUGAUCGCGGGCCUUCUGCUUAUGUGUCCAAUCUAGAGCUCUACGGUGACGACGAGCUUCUGACAAUUGUGCAAGCAGAUGGUUGUAUCUUCUCCACGCCGACGGGUUCCACAGCUUACUCCUUGUCUGCUGGAGGGUCUCUGAUUCAUCCAUCCAUUCCUGCCAUCUUGUUGACACCUAUAUGUCCGCACACCCUUUCGUUCCGGCCGAUGGUGCUGUCGGACACUCUUGCGCUGCGAAUUGCUGUACCUCACAAAUCCCGGUCGUCGGCUUAUUGCUCUUUUGACGGGAAGGGACGAAUUGAGUUGAAACAAGGGGAUUAUGUGACCCUGGAAGCGUCGCAGUAUCCGUUCCCAACUGUCAUGACCGGCACGAAUGAAUGGGUGGAAAGUGUACAAAGGGCUUUGAGAUGGAAUGUCAGAGGCGCAGUUCAGAAAGGCUGGGACGAUGGAGACCAUGAAGACAGCGACCAUGCUGAGGAGAAAUGGGACAUAGACAUUGACUCGAGCCCCCUUGGAGGGACAGACAGCGGUAUUGGGCCCAGCGAGGAUGGCGACCACGCUGCAAGCCCGAUGAGGCGGCAGCUGAGCAUGUUGAAUAUGUGA
Fonsecaea nubica is the source of this 1929-nucleotide messenger RNA. RefSeq lists its product as hypothetical. Gene Ontology annotation, biological process: NADP+ biosynthetic process; NAD+ metabolic process. Gene Ontology annotation, molecular function: NAD+ kinase activity. The transcript has a single exon. NCBI's taxonomy places the organism in Eukaryota, Fungi, Ascomycota, Eurotiomycetes, Chaetothyriales, Herpotrichiellaceae. The record is from RefSeq and is a predicted model, not a curated record. The coding region runs from base 1 to 1929 and encodes 642 amino acids.